Molecule: messenger RNA, 393 nt
Organism: Exophiala aquamarina CBS 119918
Lineage: Eukaryota; Fungi; Ascomycota; Eurotiomycetes; Chaetothyriales; Herpotrichiellaceae
Product: 40S ribosomal protein S22
Exons: 2
Coding region: 1-393 (130 amino acids)
Biological process (GO): translation
Cellular component (GO): cytosolic small ribosomal subunit; ribosome
Molecular function (GO): structural constituent of ribosome
Source: RefSeq, a predicted model, not a curated record
AUGGUCAAGACUUCCGUCCUCAACGACGCUCUCAAGAGUAUCAACAAUGCCGAGAAGGCCGGCAAGCGUCAAGUCCUUAUCCGACCCAGCUCCAAAGUUAUCAUCAAGUUCCUGAGCGUCAUGCAGAAGCACGGUUACAUUGGCGAAUUUGAGGAAGUUGACGACCACCGCAACGGCAAGGUUGUGAUCCAGCUCAAUGGACGUCUCAACAAGACAGGUGUCAUCUCUCCCCGCUACAACGUCGCCCUGAAGGAUCUUGAGAAGUGGGUUGUCAAGCUGCUCCCAUCUCGUCAAUUCGGCUACAUUGUCCUCACCACCAGUGCUGGUAUUAUGGACCAUGAGGAGGCCAGGCGUAAGCACGUGGCUGGCAAGGUUAUUGGAUUCUUCUAUUAG